AUGGUUUUGUGUUUAUUUGUGGAUUGCCACGCAAGAAGUGGUCGAGACAAAGAUGUUUCCUUCUUCAAAGUGCCGGUUAUUGAUAGAAAGAAUGGUGAAGAAGCUGAAGAGCUUUCAACAGAGCAUCGAACGAAGUUGAUCACAGCUAUAAGCAGAGAUGACUUGACUGAACAAAUCUUAAAAAACGACCGUGUUUGUUGUCGCCAUUUUGUCUCCAGUCAUCCAGCAAAACCCUGGGAUAAAUACAACGUUGACUGGGUGCCAACACUUAACCUUAGACACACAAAAAGGAAGGCAGAAGACAUGGGGAAAGCAGUACAGGAACGAGCAGAGAGAGCUAAAGUUAGGAGGAAGAAGAAGCUUAACGAAGCAAAAACGAUGAUCAAAGAGAAUAGACUUCGGUUGAAUGACGAAGGAACCCAAGUCUCUAAUAUCUUGUUUACAUCUACGAGCGACGAUUUAGAUACAACAACAGAAGAA
Molecule: messenger RNA, 480 nt
Organism: Pocillopora meandrina
Lineage: Eukaryota; Metazoa; Cnidaria; Anthozoa; Scleractinia; Pocilloporidae
Source: the annotation of a GenBank genome assembly